UCUCAAAUUAAUGUCCGAGGAGUGUAUAUGUAUAUGAACUUCAUUCAAUGAAGUGCGCGACGUGCAUACGUGUGUGCAGCUAUGUAUUCUACGCGGACACACAAUGCAUCAUAGUAUGGAUUGCAGCCAGUGCACCGCAAUUGCGUAUACUUUAAUGACAGACAGUCGCGCGCCAGCAGUGUAUAGUAGUAGAGCGGUAGGCAGCUAUAACAGCAUCAACAUUAAAAUGAGACAGACCCGCCGACUGAAUUUAUCUUAUCAAUCAUAAUCUUCAUUAUCUUGUUUAGUGAUGGUCGCCUCGUCAGAUAUCAAUUGAACUCACACCUCCACGAUAUACGCUUUGCUUCGACCAGUAAAAUUUAUUUUUUUUAACGUUUUCUUAACAAACGAGUUAUUUUUUUAUAUACAUAAAAAAAACGAUUGUAUAAUCUACACCGAAUCAAUGGUUCACAAAGUCCUUGUGCCCGAGGCCGAUUACACUUUGUUAGCUGGAAAGCACAAAUUUUCCUGCUGCAACAUUGUUGUUGUUUGUUUAAUAUUUUUCCUUGGGUUUACUUCUAUUGGGCUUUUGGCUUACAAUUUUUUCAAAACUGCUAUUGCAGAGGAAAAAUUAGUUAAUCAUGUCAAAGUUCCAUCUUGGAUGCAUUGGCUAUGGAAUUAUAAUGUUACAAAUUCUAGUACUUUUACAUCUACCAUAAAACCAAUCGAAGAACACUUUGUUGUUUGCUAUUAUACCAGUAAUAAAGAAUCUGGACAACUAGAACUAAAUAAUAUUGAUCCUAAUCUCUGUACCCACAUUAUUAUAGGAUUUGCCUCAGUUGUUAAUUGUACUAUUGUUUUGAACAAUGAGGUGUCAAUUCAUCAACAAGUAAUAGAAUUGAAGAAAAUUCAACCUAAAUUAAAAGUAAUGGUUAGUGUAGGAGGAUCUGACAAUGACUCUGACUUCCCCAAGAUGGUGCUUAAUCAUACCAACAGAAAAACGUUUAUUAGGUCAGUUUUGAAUAUGACUAAAACCUUCAAAUUAGAUGGGUUGGAUUUAGAUUGGGAAUUUCCAGCUUGGGCAAACAAAGCUGAUCAUCAGAAGCUUCAUUUUCUACAGCUGGUUUAUGAAUUAAGAAAAGAUUUCAACCGUAGUGGAGAACAAUUACUACUCUCUGCUGCAGUAGCAGCACCUCAAGCUAUAAUUGACCAAAGCUAUCAGAUGCCAGAAUUGGGACAGCAUAUUGACUUCGUAAAUUUGAUGUCUUAUGACUACCAUUUUUAUGUGUGGUAUUAUCCAGUGACCGAUUUGAAUUCGCCAUUAUAUCCGCGAUCUUUGGAAACCGGCUACCUGACGUCUUUGAAUGUAAACUUUUCAGCAAAUUAUUGGGUAUUCAAAGGAAUGCCAAGAGAAAAGAUCGUUAUUGGAAUUCCACUUUAUGGACAUUCUUACAAAUUAUAUAAUCCGUCUAAUCAUAAGUUGCAAGCACCUGCGAGUGGUUUUGGUGAUACAGGGCAACAGGGAUUUGUAAAAUAUCCAGAUAUAUGCAAAUUCUUGAAAAAUGGAGCUGUAAAAGUCUCUGUAAAUGAUAGUCAUGUACCAUAUGCUUAUAAAAAUAACGAAUGGAUUUCAUAUGAUGAUGUAUCUAGUGUUACUUAUAAGGCAAAGUGGAUCAGAGACAAUGGCUUUAAAGGUGCUAUGGUAUUUUCUUUGAAUACUGAUGAUUGGAACUCAACGUGCACACCAAAUCACAAAUUUCCUUUGACAACUGCUGUCAAAAAAGUUUUCAUGUCAAAACCAAAAAAAUUGUAAUGUUUUUUGUAUUUUUUUUAAAGACUGGUACUGUAAGUUGUAAAUAAAGUAUUUAUAAAUUACAAAUUGGUUUUAAAUGAAAAUAAGCAAAGUAAAGCACAAAAAGCAGCUUAGUUAACUGAUUAUUUAUUUACUAUUCAUUUCUUGCAUGUAA
Phymastichus coffea is the source of this 1946-nucleotide messenger RNA. Its product is annotated as chitinase-3-like protein 2. The coding region runs from base 443 to 1792 and encodes 449 amino acids. Gene Ontology annotation, cellular component: extracellular region. Gene Ontology annotation, biological process: chitin catabolic process; carbohydrate metabolic process. Gene Ontology annotation, molecular function: chitinase activity; chitin binding. The record is from RefSeq and is a predicted model, not a curated record. NCBI's taxonomy places the organism in Eukaryota, Metazoa, Arthropoda, Insecta, Hymenoptera, Eulophidae. The transcript has 6 exons.